Molecule: messenger RNA, 3040 nt
Organism: Trichoplusia ni (cabbage looper)
Lineage: Eukaryota; Metazoa; Arthropoda; Insecta; Lepidoptera; Noctuidae
Gene: Gyc88E
Product: soluble guanylate cyclase 88E
Exons: 16
Coding region: 93-2903 (936 amino acids)
Biological process (GO): response to oxygen levels; nitric oxide-cGMP-mediated signaling; cGMP biosynthetic process
Cellular component (GO): guanylate cyclase complex, soluble
Molecular function (GO): oxygen sensor activity; guanylate cyclase activity; heme binding
Source: RefSeq, a predicted model, not a curated record
UAUUUAUUUUUGCAAGUGUUGUGAUUGUGGGUUGUUUGAUUAUUUAAUAAGAAACUGUUAUUUUGUGGAGCAGAAAAUAUAACGGCUACAUCAUGUACGGGCUACUCCUGGAGAAUAUGGCGGAGUACAUCCGGCAGACGUACGGCGAGGAGCGCUGGGAGGACAUCCGGAGACAGGCGGGAGUGGAACAGCCCUCCUUCUCCGUCCACCAGGUCUACCCGGAGAAUCUCAUCACCAGGCUAGCGAAGAAAGCUCAAGAGGUUUUAGGGAUGACAGAACGUGAAUUUAUGGAUCAAAUGGGAGUGUACUUCGUCGGUUUCGUUUCACAAUAUGGUUACGACCGAGUCUUAUCAGUACUUGGCAGACACAUGCGAGACUUUCUCAACGGAUUGGACAAUCUUCACGAGUAUUUAAAAUUUAGUUAUCCCAGAAUGAGGGCGCCAAGUUUCAUAUGCGAGAAUGAAACUCGGCAAGGAUUGACUUUACAUUACCGAUCUAAACGAAGAGGAUUUGUUUAUUACGCAAUGGGACAAAUAAGGGAGGUAGCCCGUCACUUUUAUCACAAGGAAAUGCGAAUAGAAUUAUUAAGAGAAGAACUUUUAUUCGACACAGUGCAUGUAACAUUUCAACUGACUUUCGACAAUCGUGCUUUUACGCUUGCUUCCUUAGCGAUGACAAGAGAAGAAAAACAUCUGCCGAUCAGUGCCUCGGUGUUGUUCGAAAUAUUUCCGUUCUGUAUCGUUUUUGGAUCCGAUAUGAUUGUGAGGAGUAUCGGCAACUCGUUAAUGGUUAUUUUACCAGAUUUGGUUGGUAAGAAGAUAACAAAUUGGUUCGAUCUCGUGCGACCACUCAUUGCCUUCAAGUUUCAAACUAUAUUAAACCGUACGAACAAUAUCUUUGAGUUGGUGACCGUGGAAGCUGUUAUGCAUGAGAAGGCUCCUGACAAACGCAAUGAACUGCUACGACUGUCUGACGAGACGGAGGCCGCUACUGACAAGAAUUUGAGGCUAAAAGGUCAAAUGAUCUACAUGGACAACUGGCGGAUGAUGAUGUACCUGGGGACCCCCGUGAUGCCGGACCUGGCAGCGCUGGUCUCCACGGGGCUGUACAUCAAUGAUCUGUCGAUGCAUGACUUCAGCAGAGACCUGAUGCUAGCCGGUACACAGCAAUCCGUGGAGUUAAAACUAGCGUUAGACCAAGAGCAGCAGAAGAGUAAAAAGCUAGAAGAAUCCAUGAGGAAACUGGAUGAGGAGAUGAAGAGGACUGACGAACUGUUGUAUCAGAUGAUACCGAAGCAAGUUGCCGACAGGCUGCGGAAUGGGGAGAACCCUAUAGAUACUUGUGAGAUGUUCGACAGCGUGUCGAUCCUGUUCUCCGACGUGGUGACCUUCACGGAGAUCUGCUCACGCAUCACGCCCAUGGAGGUGGUCUCCAUGCUCAACGCUAUGUACUCCAUAUUCGAUACCCUUACCGAAAGGAACAGGGUAUAUAAAGUAGAAACAAUAGGCGACGCCUACAUGGUGGUGUCCGGAGCUCCGGAGAAGGAGGACAACCACGCAGAGAAGGUGUGCGACAUGGCACUCGAUAUGGUGGACGCCAUCACUGACCUGAAGGACCCUAGCACAGGUUCCCACUUAUCAAUACGAGUAGGAGUCCACUCCGGCGCAGUGGUAGCUGGUAUAGUAGGUCUGAAGAUGCCUCGCUACUGCCUCUUCGGAGACUCUGUGAACACAGCCUCCCGCAUGGAGUCCACAUCGGAAGCCAUGAGGAUACAUAUCUCACAAACCACGCAGGAACUGCUGUCUCCAUCGUACAUGGUGACUGAACGAGGGGAGAUACAGGUUAAGGGGAAAGCAGGUGCAAUGAAAACGUACUGGCUGGAAGGGCGUGAAUCCCGUCCAUCCCUCACCAAGGUCAUAUCACCACAACUCAGACCAGGAACAGAACUGGAAUGGGAAAGAGCUGCUGACGUCAGAGACAGUAUCGCAGAGCAUUCAGCACAACAAAUGAACAAUAAAGAACAAAACAACUCGCGGAUACAAGAACUUCCAAAUUCUGGACCAAACUCCUUAGUGAAUGUAAAUUGUGGGGCUCUAAUGACUCUGCAGAAUUCUGUGAGAGCUUCCCAAGUAGCUGCACCUACUACAACGAUGACGUCACCCGUUGAAGAGAGACGGAUGUAUUCUCCUGUCACUUUCCAAGAUGUAGCCAGACGGAGUAUAGCGAAUUCCCCGAAUAGGACCGAACGGGAAAGAGAAUCACGAUCAAACUCAACAAGUGUGGUUGGUAUGUGGACUGACGCCGAAUCCGUGGAUCCUGCGAGAACUGCCGACAGUCUCAACUCCUCGUUUUGUUACAGUUCAACGUCACCCUGCAGAGUUGGAACAGCACCACAACCCAAAGAAAAAGAUAAUGACAAUAUGGUUGAUGCGAUGUUAACUAGCCCUCGGCUUACCUUUGGGUGCUUCACGCUGUUCCAACAGUGCGUGGCUCGGAUGUCGCCGGCUCACUCCGCGCCGCCCAACGUUGGAGGGUCCUAUUCAACGCUAAGACCUGAAACUGCGUCUUCAACGGCUAAACAUAGUGGUGAUGAAAUAGAAACAGACACAGAAUACCAAGACGCACACACAGAUAUCAACCAAGUAUCACACAUAUGCACACAAGAAACAAUCGAAAACCCAAAACCAGGGAAAGUUGGGAGGUUUAAAGCAAAAAUAGCUCCUGGACACAACAAAUCAUGUGUCCAUAAACAAGUGUCCAAAGAUUCUAUAAAAGACAAGUUACAAGGGAAUGUCCCCCAUGGACACCACCAUACGAAGAAUGUGAACCAUCACCAAUGCUGCGGUGCGUUCGGAAACCCACAUGUCAGGCACAAAACUAAUUCGAGCUGUCAUCUUAUUUAAUUGUAUGUAGUUAUAAUUUUUCAUUAAUGUUUUACCCUUUCUUGGCGGGAAUUUUUAAUCUGUGUUAAAGACCACGUAAAAUAUCGAGGUAUUCAAACGAAAUAAAGAAUGAAUUAUGUUUAGAAAAAAUAUGAAAA